AUGACGGAGACGUUCAAUUUGUCCGACUACGAUUGCAUCGGUUUCGACCUGGAUAACACAAUAUGCGAAUAUCGCAUAGGGCCCAUGGUACAGAUGAUUUAUGACGUACUAAUCGAUUAUCUCAUAAAAAAUUGCAAUUACUCGGCCAAUCAUCUGCGGCAGCCGGUAGAUUUCGAUUUUUUUCAGAGGGGUUUGAUUUUGGAUGCUGAAAAAGGAAACAUUCUAAAAAUCAAUGGUGCUGGUCAGAUAUUGAGAGCAGCCCACGGCACAAAGUUCAUGUCCGACGAAGAAAUCGUGUCUGUGUAUGGUCCGAACAGGACGUGGUCGGUGACCGAUGUGUUUGUACAAAAUUUUCUAGAAACUUGGAACGGACCUAUGUCCGAAAAAAUUAGACCACUUCUUGAUUUUUUCGAUAUUCCUGUGUCGCUUGUAUUUGGUCGUUGUAUAGACGGCAUUGAUAAUGUAUCUCGCCCUCAAACCUAUAGUGUUUGGCCUGAUGUAUUGAAAGGCUUGAUCUAUAUGUAUUCUAGGGAGAACUUUUCAGCAAAUACUGGUGAUUAUUUUCCAUACUUGAAAUCGACUCCCUCUUUAUAUUAUAAUAAAUGUCCUGACUAUGUGCUCAACUGGCUUAAAGAACUAAAACAAACUAAAAAAGUUUUCCUGAUAUCGGGAUCACAUGUCGACUAUGCCAAUUUCACAGCUACACAAUCAUUAGGUGAAAACUGGAAAGACUUAUUUGACAUAGCUGUUUUUUAUUCAAGAAAACCUGGAUUUUUCACUGCGAAUAAACCAUUCUAUAACACAGACUCUCAAAUGUUAAACGAAUGUGAUAUUGUGGAAAAUAUACAAUUUAACAAUAUUUAUAGUCAAGGUAAUUGGAAUCAAUUACAUGAUUUAUUUAAAAAAGAAACUGGGAAGUCUAACCCAAAGUGCUUGUAUGUUGGCGAUAAUAUAUUGCAAGAUGUUGUAGCACCUGCAAAGUUCUCUGGUAUAGAUACUAUAGCUGUUGUUGAAGAAAUGAAACUAGAUUCGAAUGAUAAUGAUAUUAAUCCCGACAAUAAAAUGUUAAGAUCAAACAAAUGGAGUUCAUAUCUAGUCGACUGUGACAAGAGAGAUAUGUCCAUUUGGACUUCGUUUAUUGCAAAUCAUGGAAAACUUUGUAUUCCAUCCUUAAAGCAUUUGGCAAAAAAGCCCAUACAUUUUGAGUUUACACCGUUUACCAAAAGUAAAGUGGUUUUAAAUGGUAAUGGUUUUUUUCCAUUUAUACCCAACAGCUUGUACAAGAUUAUAAAGUAAUAAUAUAAAUACAUUAAUAAAUUGUUUUUAGAACUAAA
This is a messenger RNA of Rhopalosiphum padi (bird cherry-oat aphid), 1334 nucleotides long. It is a transcript of the gene Nt5a, whose product is annotated as 5'-nucleotidase domain-containing protein 1. The record is from RefSeq and is a predicted model, not a curated record. The transcript has a single exon. NCBI's taxonomy places the organism in Eukaryota, Metazoa, Arthropoda, Insecta, Hemiptera, Aphididae. The coding region runs from base 1 to 1296 and encodes 431 amino acids. Gene Ontology annotation, molecular function: 5'-nucleotidase activity.